Molecule: messenger RNA, 2996 nt
Organism: Pistacia vera
Lineage: Eukaryota; Viridiplantae; Streptophyta; Magnoliopsida; Sapindales; Anacardiaceae
Product: phosphatidylinositol 4-phosphate 5-kinase 1-like
Exons: 8
Coding region: 330-2684 (784 amino acids)
Biological process (GO): phosphatidylinositol metabolic process
Molecular function (GO): ATP binding; 1-phosphatidylinositol-4-phosphate 5-kinase activity
Source: RefSeq, a predicted model, not a curated record
AACGUUCCCUAGGCAAAAGCCGGCUCAUUACUCUCUCUAAUCUCUAUCUUUAUAAAAAUAUUUUUAUUUAUUUUUCUGUCUUUUUUCUCUCUCUAUCUUCUCCGUGCUUGUGUUUGUAGGAUUCCCACCUAUUUUCUCCCAAACACAAAGCACUAAAGAGAAAGAAAGAAGGAAAGAAAGAAAGCGAGAGAAAAGAAAAUUCUAGAGAGAGAGAUAAAAUCAAUCUCAAAGCUCUACCGUCGGAAAAUGCCUACACUCUCCGGCGGCAACACCGCAGAAAUGCUUUAAUUAGUCCAACAGAAUCUGACCUCGAGAACGUGUUCUUGUCUAUGUGUGUUUAUGAGAACAGGAAAAUGUACGAAGCAAUAUUGCUCGAGCAACCAAACGACGCAGUUUGUAACAUUAAGAAGAAAAAAUCAGAAGAGGAUAAUACUAAGUGUACUGACCUCAAACCAGCUGUACCGUCCAUUCCCGUAGUCGGCCGUAGUCGAUCCCAAGCCACCACUCGGAGAGUUACACCUACUACUCUAACUAACGCCGUGAUUAGCGGCGAGACGAGCUCCACGAGUGGAACCGGAACCACUGGAACAGUAAUCGAGAAGCCUCUACCUAACGGGGAUCUAUACAUCGGGAGUUUUUCCGGAAACGCGCCUCACGGAUCGGGCAAGUAUUUGUGGGCCGACGGGUGCAUGUACGAAGGCGAGUGGCGAAGAGGUAAAGCGUCAGGUAAAGGCAAGUUCUCAUGGCCUUCGGGUGCUACUUUUGAAGGCGAAUUCAAGUCGGGUCGGAUGGAAGGAUUCGGUACCUUCACCGGAUCCGACGGAGACACUUACCGUGGUUCGUGGAGUUCUGACCGCAAACAUGGCUACGGCGAGAAACGUUAUGCUAACGGCGACUUUUAUGAAGGAUGGUGGAAGAAGAAUCUUCAAGAUGGGCAGGGGCGUUAUGUCUGGAGGAACGGAAAUGAAUAUAUUGGGGAGUGGAAAAAUGGUGUGAUUUCCGGGAGAGGAACUUUGAUCUGGUCUAACGGAAAUAAAUAUGACGGACAGUGGGAAAAUGGCGUCCCCAAAGGUAACGGAGUUUUCACUUGGCCCGACGGCAGUUGUUACGUUGGAACUUGUAAUAUGAAUAGCAAAGAUGUUAAGUUACAGCAGUUAAACGGCACGUUUUAUCACGGCAACAAUGGGAAGGAACAAAAUCUAAUGGUGACUUCUUCUAGGAAGAGAUCUUCCGUGGACGGAGCUCGAGGCAGCUCGACGGAGAAGAACAUGAUUUUCCCAAGGAUUUGUAUUUGGGAAUCAGAUGGCGAAGCUGGAGAUAUCACAUGUGAUAUUAUUGAUAAUGUGGAGGCAUCUAUGAUAUACGGAGAAGGAUUAGGGUUUGAUCGAGAUUCAAUAAGACAGUUCAGGAAGGGUCCCUGUUGUUUUAGUGGGGAAGUGAAGAAACCAGGCCAAACCAUUUCAAAAGGCCACAAGAAUUACGAAUUGAUGCUUAAUUUGCAACUGGGGAUUAGAUAUUCUGUUGGAAAACAUGCUUCGAUAUUGCGAGACCUGAAGCCGAAUGAUUUUGAUCCAAAGGAGAAGUUCUGGACGAGGUUUCCAGCUGAGGGCUCCAAGCUUACACCGCCCCAUCAGUCGAUUGAGUUUCGGUGGAAGGACUAUUGUCCCAUGGUGUUCAGGCGUUUGAGGGAGCUUUUCCAAGUGGAUCCUGCUAAUUACAUGCUAGCUAUUUGCGGAGAUGAUGCUCUAAGGGAGCUUUCUUCUCCUGGGAAGAGUGGAAGCUUCUUUUAUGUUACACAGGAUGAUAGAUUUAUGAUAAAGACUGUAAAGAAAUCUGAAGUAAAGGUGCUUAUUAGGAUGCUUCCAAGUUAUUACCAGCAUGUGUGUCGGUAUGAGAAUUCUCUUGUAACUAAAUUCUAUGGCGUGCAUUGUGUUAAACCUAUUGGUGGACAGAAGACACGAUUCAUUGUUAUGGGCAAUUUGUUUUGCUCGGAGUAUCGAAUCCAUAGACGAUUUGACCUAAAAGGAUCAUCACACGGGCGCACAACAGAUAAGCCUGAAGGGGAGAUUGAUGAAACAACCACCCUGAAGGACUUGGAUCUCAAUUUUGUGUUUCGCCUUCAACGAAAUUGGUACCAGGAGCUUAUCAAACAAAUUGAAAGAGAUUGUGAGUUCUUGGAGGCCGAGAGGAUCAUGGAUUACAGUCUUUUGGUUGGUCUUCACUUCCGUGACAACACUACGGGUGACAAAAUGGGGUUGUCACCGUUUGUUUUGCGCACUGGAAAUAGGGAUUCUUAUCAGAGUGAAAAGUUCAUGCGUGGCUGUCGCUUCCUUGAAGCAGAGUUACAAGACAUGGAUCGUAUUUUAUCUGGCCAGAAACCCUUGAUCAGGUUAGGAGCAAAUAUGCCUGCAAGAGCAGAGAGGAUGGCUAGAAGGAGUGACUUUGAUCAGUACACCCAAGGUGGAGUUAGUCAUUUGACCCCUUCACACAGUGGGGAGAUCUAUGAAGUGGUCCUAUACUUUGGCAUUAUUGAUAUAUUACAGGACUACGACAUCAGCAAGAAGCUAGAGCAUGCAUAUAAAUCCUUACAAGUUGACCCUGCUUCAAUAUCAGCUGUAGACCCCAAACUUUACUCAAAGAGGUUUCGGGAUUUCAUCGGGAGAAUCUUCAUUGAAGACAGGUAGCAUUCAGUUUUGAAAAUAAGGAUCACUUUGGAUUAAGAAAAUUGGCCAAUACAAAGAUCUUGACUGCACCCUUGUAGAGAAAGUUGCUGGGAAUUAUGCUGUUCCUGGUUUUGGGUUGAACAGAUGUUUUGUGGGCCAGACAUCUAACCACUGCAAGUGUGGUUUGAGAGCUUGGCAGUGGCGGUUUUUGGUGGGUUGAUGGCUGAAUUUUGAGGAUCAGCCAUAACUCUUGAUGGGGCUGGUGCUUGUACAUUCCGGGGGGAGGGCAAUUUGAAUCUUGAUUUCCUUUUUUUUUUUAUAUAUUUUUUUUUG